This is a messenger RNA of Phytophthora sojae, 465 nucleotides long. RefSeq lists its product as hypothetical. NCBI's taxonomy places the organism in Eukaryota, Oomycota, Peronosporomycetes, Peronosporales, Peronosporaceae. Gene Ontology annotation, molecular function: NAD binding; oxidoreductase activity, acting on the aldehyde or oxo group of donors, NAD or NADP as acceptor. The coding region runs from base 1 to 465 and encodes 154 amino acids. The record is from RefSeq and is a predicted model, not a curated record. The transcript has 4 exons.
AUGGACCUCUACGACUCUACGCACGGCAAGUUCGACGGCUCGGUGGAAACCAACGACGACAGCCUGGUGGUGAACAGCGAGGUGAUCCACGUGUUCGCGGCGCGCAGCCCGUCGCCCGUGAUACAACGCCGGCGCCACAAGGUGGUGAACUCGGAGCCGCCCAAGGACUCCACGCCCAUGUACAUGAUGGGCGUGAACCACAAGAAGUACGAUGGAUCAGCGCCCGUGGUGUGGAACGCGUCGUGCUUCGGAGGUGGCACUGGCGGUCUUGGCGGAGCGGGCGGCCUCAGUGGUGUCGACUUUCGAAGCCGGCCAGUCAAGAGUGCCAGCAUCGUGAAAAACCACUGCGCCAGCCGCGCUUCUCGAAAGCGGCCCUGUGGUGCGCCUCAUGAACAUGACGAUCAGCAUGGCUGGUGGUCGCUGUUGCCAGUCGCAGAUGCUGCGGCUGCGAAGCAGGCGCAGUAG